AUGCCAUUGGAGUUUCCAGCUGGGAGGCGCAGUCUCGUACAAGAACCUUCUCUUCCUCUUUCGAAAAGUAGCAAAAGCAUACUCGUUCUUAUCGAUCCCAUUUUAAGGAAAAAUCCUGAUGUUGGUAAAAUAUACGUGUUGAUCAAGGACAAUGAAGCAGCCAUGAAAAGAUUGAAGAACGAGGUAGAAGAUACUGAGUUGUUCAGAUGUUUACAGGAAAUCCAUGGGAAAAACUACCACAGCUUUGUAUUAAGCAAGCAGGUUCCAGUCAUUGGUAAUUCCAGGGAAGCCUACAUUGGCAUUGCUCCUGAGUUAGCCAAAGAGAUCGCGGAAGAAGUGGAUGUUAUCGUAAACUCUGCAGCAAAUACCACUUUUGAUGAGAGGUUCGUGAAGCUAUACUAG
This is a messenger RNA of Triticum turgidum subsp. durum (durum wheat), 402 nucleotides long. NCBI's taxonomy places the organism in Eukaryota, Viridiplantae, Streptophyta, Magnoliopsida, Poales, Poaceae. The record is from the annotation of a GenBank genome assembly.